AUGGAAGUUGACCUUAAAAAACGUAUGUGUGAACAACUCAGUCAUACAAUGCUAUUUUCAAUUCAUGCUCGGGCAGCAAACGCCAUAGUAGCCGAUGUUGCUCCUUAUCGAAUUUCCGCUGAAGCAUUAAUUUCAAUAAAUACUUUUCUCGAUGAAUUCUUGUAUUUCGUCAUAGACUCGGCUAGGUCUUUGGACUUGGUUAAAAUAAAACAAUCAAUUUCUCAAGUAUUACCCACAACAUUGGGAAAAAAUGCUAUACAAGAAGCUGAGCUUGAACUUAAAACUUAUGUGGAAAGCGGAAACUCCGAUAGUACCCAAGAAAAAACUAUAGAAAUAACUCCUUUUCCUCUACAAAAAGUAUUCGAACAAUUUCGUGCUAAUUGUCAAUUCUUUAGUACUCUAGGGGAACGUGGUAUUGAUGAACGUGAUUCUAAAAUGGCCCCUAAUUUAUAUGCUAAUGAAGGAAUUCAUAUCGCUCCUAGUCUAGCUAUUUAUUUAACCGCGGUUUUGGAAUAUGUUGGUGAACAUGUAUUAAUAUUGGUGGCUAAAGCUACAGAAAAACAUGGUACAAGUGUAGCUAAAAUGAAAGAAGUUUACACUGCUUUGGUAGAAGACAAUCAAAUAAGAGCUGUAUUUCGACAGACUAGUCUUAAAGUUGACCUGGAGGAAAAAUUACAAAUUAAAUCUCCGGCGUCUCCCAUAUCUCCUAAAUAUGCCAAUUCUGAAUCUAUUAAAUCUCCUCAUGAUGAUGAGACUUUGCUUCGGUCACCAACUACUCCUAAUAAUGGAAGACCAUUGUCUGAUGGAGUUGCACAGAACAGCAAAAAUUCUUCUCCAAGGUCUCCAGACGGUGAUAGUUUGGAAUAUAAUAUGAGGUCAACAAGAAGUAUGCAAAGCUUACAAUAUUCCAGUGAAAAAGAUGAUAUGAGAUGUCAAUCUAGAACGGGUGAUUAUGCAGAAAAGGCGAGAAACUUUGAAAAUUUAAUCGAAAAUAAUCAAACGGUCAAAAUAUCUUUAACUCCAAAUAGAAUUAAAACAAUUGAGGCAACCGAAAUUCGAACCGCGAAAAAACCCAAAAAACAAGAAAGUCUUUAUGAAUUUUUAAAAAAUACUGAUCCAGAUGAUAUUUUCGGUGAUUCAAAAAUUAGAAAAAAAGAUUCAAAAGUGGACCUCAUUCAAAGACGUGGAAAGGAUAUUAGCAGAUUGAAUUCUGUACCUGAACUUCCGACUAAACCAUCUUCUAAUAAACCUAAAUAUAUUCCUCUAAUACCUCCUGGAACUGAUAUUAGUAGCAUAACUUCUACUACUUCUCAACCAGAAUAUUCGAAAAAUAACAAAUCUAUGAAUCAAACUUAUUAUAAUAAUGAUGCCGCAAGUAAGAGCACAAGUCAUCUUCAAAAUGGUAAAAAACCUACUCCCAUAAAACUAAAACCGAGACCUGAACCAUUAUAUUUAAAUGAUGAUGAGGAUCUAUUUUUUACUGACGGUCAAAAACGUCCAAGACGACGUCAAACUCAAGAUCUAAUAGAUUUCUUUAAUUCAGAAGUACCACCUGAUGUGUUACCUUCUACAAACAAUCCAUCACCUGAAAGUGGUAAAAAAUCGGAAAAGAAAUUCAAGAGAUUUUUCUCUAAAUUGAUGAAACAACCAUCAAAUGAAGAUAUAGAUAAUUUUAAUCAAAGACCGGCAAAAACUCCAAAUACUCCUAAUAGUUACAUUUCAACUACAAGUACCUUAGUUAAUAGUAAACCUCAACCAAAAUAUGUCAAGAUCCAGAUUCCACAAAUGCCAGCUAAAGAAACUCAGGAGCAAAGUAUUUAUGAUCAAGUACAAAUUCAAGGAAGACACGCUCGUCAUACUUCACGUAAUAGUUUAGGUUCUGCUCUUACACAAUCGCCAAAUAAAUCUAUGUUUUCAAUGACUGAGAAAUCUCAAAUACAAUUGGAACAACAAAAAGAUGUGGUUAAACCGUCACCUAAACAGCCAACAACUCCCAUUUCUUCAGAUAAUAAUUAUAAUUUACAGUCAAAUAAGGCACAACUUGAACAAGAAAAGAAUUUAGUUAAAAAAUCAAAUGAUCAACCUAAACGAUCGAAAACACCCACUCCUUCAGAUAAUAAUAAUAAUUUACAGUCAAAUAAGGCACAACCUGAACAAAAGAAUUUGAUUAAAAAAUCAGAUGAUCAACCUAAACGACCGAAAACAACCACUCCUUCAGAUAAUAAUAAUAACUUACAGUCAAAUAAGUCACAACCUGAACAAAUGAAUUUGGUUAAAAAAUCAGAUGAUCAACCUAAACGACCGAAAACACCCACUCUUUCAGAUAAUAAUAACAACUUACAGUCAAAUAAGUCACAACCUGAACAAAAGAAUUUGGUUAAAAAAUCCAAUGAUCAACCUAAACGACCAAAGACACCCACUCCUUCAGAUAAUAGUAAUAACUUACAUCCAAAUAAAACUCAACCUAAACAACGAAAUAGUUUAGUUAAAAAAUCAAAUGAUCAACCUAAACGACCGAAAACACCUACUCCUUCAGAUAAUAAUAAUUUACAAUCAAAUAAGGCCCAACCUGAACAACAAAAGAAUUUAGUCGAAAAAUCAGACAACUUUAUUGAAGAACUAAUUUACGCAGAAAUUUCUCUUGAACAAGUUUCAUCAGAAACCAAGGAAUCGAAACCAAUAAUUAUUAUAGAAGAAAUAGAUGAAUCUGAAGAAGCAUUAAUUGUUGAAUGGUUAAUUGGUACCGGUUUAGCAUUUAAACAAGCUAGACCUAUCGUCCAAGAGGAACCGUUAAUUUCCGAUGUCGAUCUACCAAUUGAAAAUCGCAUCGUCACAUGUUAA
Molecule: messenger RNA, 2841 nt
Organism: Cetraspora pellucida
Lineage: Eukaryota; Fungi; Glomeromycota; Glomeromycetes; Diversisporales; Gigasporaceae
Source: the annotation of a GenBank genome assembly